UCCUUCUCUCACCUGGAGUCUCUGCACGCACUCAGUCCACACUGCCUGCACCUUCUAACCCAUUUGAGGACUGAUCGCUGACUGCGUGUUGGUUUGGAUCAUUUCAAACAUGAUUGCUGCGAUUUUCAUCACCUUGAUGUGUUUCUGCCCGCUCCAUCCUACUUUUGGACAGGACUGUCCCAGUAGACAGGAAAUACAGGGCUCUCUGAAGCAGGUACAGAAGCUUCUCUCAACACACGAAGCCUCGUACGUGCAGAGUCUUCGCAACUUGAAGAAGAAAAUAAAUCUGUUGCUGAGCAGUGCUGGGAAGCAGACCACAACAUCCAUAAACAGUACCUGCCCGAGGCUGGACGCGCCCAUCAAUGGGAGGAAACUUGGCAAAUCGCACGUCGUGGGCCAUGAGGUUCACAUCCUGUGUGACCCUGGUUAUGAACUCGUGGGAUCGGAGAGCAGGGUUUGUCAGGAAGGCUCGAUCUGGAGCGGCCAGCUGUCUACUUGCCGAGACAUCAAUGAGUGUGCAUCGUCUCCGUGCCUGAAUGGUGGGACAUGUGUGGAUGAGGUGAACCAGUUCUCCUGCGUUUGUACCAAAGGCUGGGCCGGAGUUACCUGUCAGAGCCCCGUGCCAACAUUCUUUGUCACCAUGACAAACACCUCCGCCGCCACCUCCCCAGCCACCGCCGCUGCUUCCUUCCUGCCGGCUGCCACCAUGGGGCCUUUUGUUCGUCCAUCACGUUGCACCGUAGUUCAGGGGACCACCCACUGCACCUGUGAGCCAGGAUACACCAUCUCUGGCAGGGACAGCAACACCUGUUCCGACAUAGAUGAAUGCGAGCUGUUCCAUAAUGGUCAGGCUGGGAGACUGUGUUUACAUGCUUGUGUUAACACACCUGGAGGUUACCGCUGUUCUUGUCCUAUUGGAUACAAUGUGACCCGCGAUGGACGCAGCUGUAGAGACAUUGAUGAGUGUGCCACCAGACAAAACAACUGCACCAAGGACCAAAUGUGCAUCAACACUUACGGUGCUUUCCAGUGUGUCCGCGUUGACUGCCCUAAAAUCCCUAAUGCGACAUAUGUCAAGACGUCGCCUAUGCGCUGUGAACGUAACCCCUGUCCUGUGGACAACAAGGCAUGUUCCCAGACCCCAAACUCCUUCUCCUACCAUUACCUGGCUGUUGUGUCCAACCUGUCAGCCCCUCGUGUCAUGUUCAGGGUCUCAGCAUUACGUCCAAUUGGAGAUACACUUCGAUUCUCCCUGCUGGGGGGAAAGCAAGCUCGGCGCCACUUCACAGUGCAGCGCUCCGACCGUGUGACAGGUCAGCUGAUGCUGAUGAACCCAGUGCACGGCCCUGCCACACUGGAAGCAGAAGUGGAGAUGAGCGAGCUGGAGAGGCGGGUCCAGCUGGGGAGGUACAUCACCAAAAUCACCAUGUUUGUUUCCCAGUAUGAGUUUUAGAAAGUGAAGAAUGAAAGUAGAAACAUGCUUUCAGCACAAAGGUCAAAAACAGAAUUAUGAUUGGGAUUCAAUUAAGAAUUUUGGAUGACUGUCUUUACAGUUGCUGCAGCCAAGUCUCAAAGCAUUAUAACUUUAAAGUGAUGGGAGGAUAAACACUUGUUUUGAAUUCAAAAAAUAUUUCAGAAUAUGCGCAAAUCUUUUGGUUGGUUUAACUAUUAGAGCAGGAGUUUGGUAUGGUUGAACAUAUUUAUUUCACAUAGAAAUGAGUGUGUUACAUAUCAAAGGUCAAUGACGUGAUGUAGCUAAAUGUGCAGCAGCAUUCAACCAGCGUAACUAGGAAAUGUAGACAGACCAUCUUGAAUGAAAGUGUUUUAAUGCUGUGUUAACAUUUAUAUUAUGUAUUCUGGAAAUUUAGUCACGCCGUGUGAAGAUUUUGUAUUUCUCUUCAAGAUCAUUUUGAAUUUAAAUAUUCUGGUUGUAGUACAACUAUAAAACAAUCAUUAAACAACAUUUCUUAAAAAGUUCCUUUUUUAAAUUGUAAAAUGUCCCCUUCUACAAUAUGCUGUAAGAAGAAUAUACAUAUAUAUAUAUAUAUAUAUAUAUAUAUAUAUAUGUGUGUAUGUAUGUAUACAUAAGUAUAUGUGAACAGUGGUUAUUUGGGAAACACUUCCGUUCUCGCUGUAUACAGAACAUUGCUGUUCAGCAGACAGUCAAAGAGCCACUGUGUUCUGUGUGCAUGAACAACUUGAACUUUUGAAUGUGAAAUAAAGUUCACAUGCA
This is a messenger RNA of Pungitius pungitius (ninespine stickleback), 2233 nucleotides long. Its product is annotated as fibulin-7-like. Bases 110 to 1453 code for a protein of 447 amino acids. The transcript is spliced from 8 exons. Gene Ontology annotation, molecular function: calcium ion binding. NCBI's taxonomy places the organism in Eukaryota, Metazoa, Chordata, Actinopteri, Perciformes, Gasterosteidae. The record is from RefSeq and is a predicted model, not a curated record.